AUGGCAGACAUCAAGAUCGAUGGCAAGCUCUUCCAGGAGCGCAUUAAUCAUUUCGUUAAUGCCUGGAAAGCCGAUAAACGCGCCGGAGACGCCGUCUUCAAUGGCGCAUCUUCCAUUCUCAUCAACAUGGGCAAAGUCGAGGAGAAUCCCGAUUUUCAGAAGAACAAUGCUAUGCACUUCUGGUUGCUCGGCUACGAAUUCCCUACCACUCUCAUGCUCCUAACUAUCGACACACUCUAUGUAGUCACGACGGCCAAGAAAGCUAAGCACUUGGAGCCCCUAAAGGGCGGAAGAUUUCCUAUCGAACUUCUAGUUCGAGGCAAGGACGCGGCGGCGAACGAGAAGCAUUGGACCAAGAUUACCGACACCAUCAAUUCUGCAGGAAAAAAAGUCGGUGUUAUCGCGAAGGAUAAGUCGGGCGGUCCCUUCGUCGAUGAGUGGAAAAAGAUCUUCAGCCAAAAAUGUAAAGAUAUUGAGGAGGUUGACGUGUCCACCGCCUUGUCGACGGCCGCCUUAUCCGUCAAAGACGAAACCGAGCUGCGAGCGAUGCGAGCGGCGUCCAAGGCUUGCGUUGCGCUGAUGACGCCCUUCUUCCUAGACCAGAUGUCCGAUGUUCUUGACCAGGAGAAGAAGGUGAAGCACAGCGUGCUCGCUGAUAAGGUUGAUAGAAAGCUCGACGACGAGAAGUGGUGGAAGACGGUCGAACUACCCAACAAGCAGAAACUCCCUUCGGAUUUCGACCCUUCGUCUCUGGAUUGGUACCUUGGUCCCGCCGUGCAGAGUGGUGGCAAAUAUGAUCUGAAGCUUCAGUCAGAGCCUACCGCCGAUAACCUUCACCCGGGUGUUAUCAUCGCCGGCAUGGGUCUCCGAUAUAAGUCAUACUGCUCUUCCAUCGCGCGAACGUACUUGGUCGAUCCGAACAAGGCGCAAGAAAAUACCUACAAAUUCCUCUACACUGUCCACAACUUGGUUCUUAAAGAGAUAAGGGAUGGUGUAGCAGCCAAGGAUGUCUACAGCAAGGCCCUGAGCUAUAUCAAAUCCAAGAAGCCCGAAUUGGAGAAACAUUUCCUCAAGAAUGUCGGAGCAGGUAUCGGUAUUGAGAGCAAAGACCCGACGUUAUUGCUGAGCGCCAAGAACCCGCGCACCUUGAAAGACGGCAUGACGUUGUGCAUAACAACUGGUUUCACUGACAUUGAGAACCUGACGCCAAAGGACAAGCUUAGCAAGACCUACUCCUUAGUCCUCAUCGACACUAUCCGAGUGACCAACAGCGAUCCAGUCGUUUUCACUGGAGAUGCCCCUAGUGACCUCGAUGCGACCUCAUUCUUUUUCAAAGACGACGAGGAGAUGCAGCCUACUCCAAAGAAGGAGAAGAAGGACUCCCGUGUAGGCGCAGUGGCUACUAAGAACAUCACUAGCACCCGAUUAAGAUCCGAGCGCACUACUCAGGUAGACGAAGACCAAGAGAAGAGGCGUAGGGAGCACCAGAAAGAGCUUGCGGCUAAGAAGCAGAAGGAAGGCAUGGCUCGAUUUGCUGAGUCUACGGGAGGCCCGGAUGGUGCUGAGGUGAAGAAGUUCAAGAAGUUCGAGUCGUACAAACGAGAAAACCAAAUGCCUCUUAAAGUGAAGAAUCUCGAGAUACUAGUCGAUCAAAAGAACCACACCCUCGUUCUCCCUAUCAUGGGCCGACCGGUACCUUUCCAUAUACACACCAUCAAGAACGCCAGCAAGAAUGAUGAGGGCGAGUGGUCCUAUCUGCGGAUCAAUUUCCUUUCUCCUGGUCAGGGAGUAGGUAGAAAGGAUGAUCAGCCGUUUGAGGACGCUUCGGCGCAAUUUGUUAGGAGUCUGACCUUCCGAUCUCGUGACGGUGAUCGGUAUGAGGAGAUUGCGUCACAGAUCUCUACUGUGAAGAAGGAGGCUACCAAGAAGGAGCAGGAAAAGAAGGAUAUGGAGGAUGUUGUUGAACAGGAAAAGCUGGUCGAAAUAAGAAAUCGACGCCCUCCUGUCAUGGACAACGUAUUCAUACGCCCUGCGAUGGAAGGCAAACGUGUCCCCGGAAAGGUCGAGAUUCACCAGAAUGGUAUUCGAUAUCAAUCGCCGCUUAACACCCAGCAGAGAGUCGACGUACUAUUCUCUAACAUUCGUCAUCUUUUCUUCCAACCCUGCGCCCAUGAGCUCAUCGUGAUAAUUCAUCUGCACCUAAAAGAUCCUAUUAUCAUUGGCAACAAGAAGAAGACGAAGGAUGUACAGUUCUAUCGAGAAGCUACGGACAUUCAAUUUGACGAGACUGGUAACCGAAAGCGGAAGUACCGUCACGGCGAUGAGGACGAGUUCGAGCAGGAACAAGAAGACCGUCGACACAGAGCGGAGCUCGACCGUCAAUUCAAGAGCUUCGCGGACAAAAUUGCUGAGGCGGGUAAGAACGAGGGCGUCGAGGUCGACAUGCCUCUUCGAGAGCUCGGCUUUAGCGGCGUGCCAUUCCGAAGCAAUGUCACGAUUCAACCCUCGACAGAUUGUCUUAUUCAGCUCACCGAACCACCAUUCCUGGUCAUCACCCUGGACGAUAUUGAAAUCGCGCACCUAGAACGUGUGCGAUUUGGUCUGAAGAACUUCGAUCUAGUAUUUGUGUUCAAGGACUUUACUCGGCCCCCCGCGCACAUCAAUACAAUACCUAUUGAGUCUUUAGAAGAUGUCAAGGAGUGGCUAGAUUCAAGUGAUAUCGCGUUCACGGAAGGUCCCCUGAACUUGAACUGGCCCACGAUCAUGAAGACAGUCACGGCCGACACUCAUCAGUUCUUCAUGGACGGUGGCUGGACCUUCCUUCAAAACGAAAGUGACGAUGAGGAUGAUCAGGAUGAAGAGGAAGAAUCCAACUUCGAGAUCGACGAGUCUGACCUUGAGGAAGCCAGUGAAUCUAGCGAAGAUGAAUCCGACUUCGAUAGCAAUGCGUCGGACGAAGCUAGCGAAGAGGGCUCGGAUGAGGAUGACGAAGGCGAAGAUUGGGACGAGCUCGAGAAGAAGGCGUCACGCAAGGAUCGCGAGAGGGCUGGUUCCGAAGACGAAGAUCGUAGCCGCACUAAGAACAAGAAGCGACAACGCUAG
Molecule: messenger RNA, 3102 nt
Organism: Annulohypoxylon truncatum
Lineage: Eukaryota; Fungi; Ascomycota; Sordariomycetes; Xylariales; Hypoxylaceae
Product: SPT16-domain-containing protein
Exons: 5
Coding region: 1-3102 (1033 amino acids)
Biological process (GO): positive regulation of transcription elongation by RNA polymerase II; transcription elongation by RNA polymerase II
Cellular component (GO): FACT complex
Molecular function (GO): nucleosome binding
Source: RefSeq, a predicted model, not a curated record